This is a messenger RNA of Zingiber officinale, 649 nucleotides long. RefSeq names its product cysteine-rich and transmembrane domain-containing protein WIH2-like. Gene Ontology annotation, cellular component: plasma membrane. NCBI's taxonomy places the organism in Eukaryota, Viridiplantae, Streptophyta, Magnoliopsida, Zingiberales, Zingiberaceae. The coding region runs from base 138 to 437 and encodes 99 amino acids. The record is from RefSeq and is a predicted model, not a curated record. The transcript is spliced from 3 exons.
AGUUUUCAUCGUUGGAUUCGACGCACCGCCGGCGGUGUCUUCUCCCGCGACAUUAAAAAGGCGCGAAUCUUCCCUCUAGAAACAGCAAGUGUCGUUGCUCUCUUCUUAUCUCGGCGACGACGAGGAGGAAGAGGAGGAUGAGCUACUACAACCAGCAGCCACCAUCGGUCGGCGUCCCGCCGCCACAAGGAUAUCCGGCGGAAGGGCACGCCGCCAAUGACGCCUAUCCGCCGCCUGGGUACGGCGGCUACGCCUACCCUCCUCCUCAGCAAGGGUAUCCGCCGGCCGGCUACCCUCCUCCGCAGGGCUACCCGCCGGCCGCCUACGCCACCGAGCCACCGCCCCAGCAGCAGAAGCAGCAAAGCAGUAGCCCUUCCUUCGUCGAGGGAUGCUUGGCGGUUCUUUGUUGCUGCUGCGUUUUGGAGGCUUGCUUUUGACAUGGGGAUUUGAGCUUGGCAUCUUGUUUGAUCUACUUCUCCUUCAGUUGUUGUUUGUGCCUCUUCUCUGUCUUUGUUUUGCUUUUGCUGUGUUGCGUUGUGUGAUGUUUAAUGUGUGGUAUUUUGUGUUGAUUCAAUUUGUUAUCAAAGGCUGAAAAGAUUUGAUACAAACAAUCGAGACAGAGAUAAAUCUAUGCGAUUUGUUAGUUUAA